CACUCCAGAUUCAGAAAAUGGCCGUUCGAUGGAAUUGAAAGGUCCGAUUCGUAUUCUCUGCGUGUACUUUUGUAAUUUUAUCGAAAAAGUAAAACAAAUAUCGCCAAAAAUCGGUAUAAAAUUGUUAAUUAGCGAACAUUGAACAGAAAUCGUAAUGAAAAAUCGAUUUAUUUGCUGAAAAAUGUGAAUUUUCAUUGAAAAUUGUUUAGUGAAUUGAAGGAUUCUUCUACAUUUUUAUUAAAUUUUUUUUCGUUUCGUUCAUAUAUGCAUUGUGCUCCGUUUGUUUGACGUGGUAUUGGUGCUUUUUCAUGUACAUUAUAUUUGGAUAUAUAUGGCAGAAGGUGGUUUCUUCAGUGAAGAGUGUUUUGUGCAUUUCUUUGUUCCCAAAAAAUAUGUGUACGGCAUUUUAGGGAACUAAAAAUAAAACGAAAACUUAAAUGCAAAACGGCGAAAAGAACCCCGGGAAUUGAUUGGAUCAUUAUUUUGGGCAAGAACAUUUUUAUAACAUUCUUGAACCGAGUGAAUUUGGGGCUGUGACUGUGAUUUGUUUUUUUUUUAUUAGUGCAAUAGUAAGCAUGUACGGUGCUUAUGCAUAAUUAUACGUGUCUUGCACGUAAAAAUUUAUUAUUUUUUUCGGUUUUUACAUAAUUUAUAAAUUUUAUUUUGGAUUACACCACACUCGACGUGUUACAUGAACAAUAUAUCCUACAUCAUCUCGACCAAGUUACAGUGUUUCAGAUUAAACACAACAUCUUGGGACCAUCGUUACGUUUAGCUAAAAUGACUGAUUCAGCACGGAACGGUGUAUAUAAAUAUUGAAACGUAACGGAUAUGUGAGCGUGUAAUGAACUAUGUUUUUGUCGUAUAAAUCGAUAGAAAAAACAAAAACUUUAGUCAAAUAAGAAAAUGAGUGACAAAACUGUGCAAAGACACAAAAGUAGAACGAUAACACCAUCGUUAACGAUGUUAUUAUUCGGUGAAAAUAGUUGCGGAAAAUACCAUCGACACAAGCGUAACAAAUUCAAAAUACAAACUGAUAAAUCAGACAGUGAUACUCGUGAUACCGUUCCGUCUAGCUUAUCAGUUCGAACAAAACCGUCAUCACAGCCAGUGACAUCUAAUCGAUAUAGAUCAUUUAUCAAAGCGCCAUACCAGACCACGACAUGGCAUUCGUUGUGCUGUGCUGUUGUUUGUAUUUUGCUAGCGAUGCUAACAAUACAAACCGAAUGUGCCAAUGCAUUGUUGAUGGAUUCAUCAGCUAUCAAUGGGGAUGGUGACGUUAAUUUUGGUGUGAGCGGAAGUGGUGGCGCUGGCAGUGGAGGCAGCGGAAAUUCCGGUGGAUUGUAUUUAGAUAAAAUUGGAAAUUUAGAGAAAAGUAUUGCUGCGGUGUUUAACAAAGUCGCGUACGGUUCGACAACGACCAAACGUAGCAUACCCGAUAAUGUGUUCGUACCGAGUUUGACCACUGUACCAACACCUCCAUUGACAACGUAUCGAUAUCGGGACCGCGAGAAGGAAUCUCAAGACGACAAGAAUCAUCAUCAGCAACAAAUUAAUCUCUAUCAUCGAAACUACGAAUUUGAUUUAGAACGCGACCAUGCACUCCCAACGUCAGCGCCAAAUGCUGACAUACUUAAGAGUAACAGUAAUCCAACAUAUCCGAAUCCGAACCGUCACCAUAACCACGAUCGACAUCGGCACAUUAAUUCAACACCGGCACCAUCAGUUCACAAUUUGCUGAAGAAAGGACAGCCAACGAUUCCGAUGCAUCAGGGUGAUUUGCCACCGUAUUCACCGCCAGCACGUUCGUCGUUUACGCCACCACAACCUCCGCAUCCUUUCGCUGACAAGCCGACGCUUCGUGGAACGAAUAGCGACAGUGGAAUCAUCAACACAAACAAUUAUAUCAACCGACGACCAAUACCUCCUCCUAGUCUAACGCCGGGACAGGAACGAAUACCGUUUCGACCGCCAGAUUUAGUAGGAGCAAAACCAUUGGCACCGUUGUCUCCUCUCGGAAGUGGAACGGCUGUUCAGCAGCAACAUGAACAAACAUCACAUCAGCAAGUGACGCCAACAAAUUCGGACCGAAAGAAGGCACUGAAUACUCCAGCCGAUAAGAACAAACAUAAAGGUGACGCAUCUGGAAGUGAUCGUUCCGAAAAUGGAAAUUCAAGCGACCCACUACCGAAUGGCGGCGUAUUCCAUUUUCCAAGCAUAUCGCGAAUACUAUCAGGUUCGAAUGGUCGCAAAGAAGUCGUUCCAGAAGUAUUACUUCGAUCAGUUACGGCAAGACCUAACUAUCAAGCACCGAUUGGAUCUGUGGAACAGACACCCAUCUCAGGAUCAAAUGCCAAGGACAAUUCAAACUUAAACCAAAAUCGAGACGACGACAACGAUGGUCUGAGUGUUGAAGAUGAGAACGACGAAGAUGCUGAAGAGGACUCGGAUGAUUUUGACAUGUUUGAACAGGAUAUCAGUCCAGAAGAACCGAAACCUCAACCCAAUCAGCAAACGAACAAACAAAGUGCAACAAAAUCCACUCAGUCGCCCUACCACGAAAGUGAUACUGCCGAUUCGACACAGAUCAUUCAAAAUUUGGCCAAUGUAAACGAAAGGAAUGUUUUGCACACGACAGCUUUGCCUGCUGGCAGUGUCAGCAACAAACCGAAUCAUCAAUCGAGCAAUGGUGCCGCUACUUGGACUGUAGCAUGGAACAUCCACGUUUAUUUGUCGGCUAUACUAUUCACCGUUCUGGCAGUCUACAGCAUCUUCAAAAUGAUUUUCUACGACAAGCUGACGCAUCUGUUCAAUCAGAGCUACUUCAUUUGCAUCCACCUGAUUCUGAUCAUCAUUUGCCUGGCACGGAUCUUCUUCUUAUGUUACGAUGCGUACAACAUUCAUUCCAGCUUCCACACAUUCAUAUCGGAGCUGUUGCUCAAUUUGCCGGCCACAUUUUUGACCGUGGCUUUUGCCACCCUGAUACUGUUCCUGUUGAUCAGAUCGUUGAAUCACAAAAACAAUCGUUACUCGGCACUGAUGCGACCAUUGACUGUUGUGGUGGGUAGUAGUGUUCACGUUGGUCUGUGCAUUACGUUGCAUUACGUGGAGAGCAACAGCAACCAGAAUCAAAUGUAUGCUCAAGCUAAGUACAACGGACUUCGGGGAAACAUUCAUCACAGUCCACCGAGAGUGCUGUCGCUUAUCUGUCAGAUCAUCUACAUUUUCGUGUGCUUAAGCUUGGGAAUAUUCUACUUGUAUGUGUAUCGGGUACUGAAGCGAGUUCUCCAUAACAAGUCGCAGAACUACAUCCACGGCUAUCAGAAUUUGUCGUACGCAAUUCAUAUUACAAUCGCCACGGCACUCUUAUUCGUACUGUUGGCUCUGCUUCAAGUUUAUGGUGCUAUUAGCAUACCGACCACUAGGCCGCUCAUUUCGUCAUCGACAGAAAUCGACUGGCUCCAAUGUGGCUAUCAAUUUUCGCUACGGUUGAUAGAAAUCGCCAUCAUAACACUACUGUCGUGGGUGACCGGAUUAAAAACUGGAGCCUCGAAAGUGUUGCAGCGAGAGAAAGGUAUGGAAACGCACAACGUAUCUGGCUUCGCUCUAUUCCCCUGCACAUCAAGCUCCAGUCAAGAACAUUUCGAGACCGACUAUCCUGCCAUUUGCAACGCCAACACGAAUCUACACACCUAUACGAUGCGUACGGGUAAACCAAUCUACGACGACAACUUUGCACUGAAUUCCUUGGGUAUGGACAAUCCGGUUCCGCAACAAGCAAUUGGCAGAGAGGCAGUCAGCGAUUUCCAAGUGCCGAAUUCGAAUGAGUUUACUCGAACAUACGAAACUAGCAGUGCCCGGUCAUCGACCCAUACAUCUGAUCGCCAAGCGACCGAUGGUGAAUUUUUAAAUGACAGCGGUGCCAUGCCGGAUCAUUAUGAAAAUCCAGACUUUGAAUUGAGACCGAGCACACGAGGCGGACAUCAUCAAUUGGUGAUGGAUAACUGUUAUGCCGAGCCAAUUGGCAACGAACCAACUGGUGCCAGCGAACGGUACGACGUCCGUGAUCAACAGAAUUUCGAUUUUCAAAAUUUCGAAAAACCUACAUUCGAACGACCAACACCCUUGGCACCGAUAAACAGCGGCACGGAAUUCCGAGCAUCGAAAAAUUUGAAGGCAAUGAAGAACAGCAACGCAAACAAUUUGAACCAUCUCGACCGACAACAUUACGACAAUCCGGACCGUCGCAGCUCAAAUUCAAAUCAUUCAUUUGCUACCGCUGGCCGAACGCUCAACAAUUUAAAUUACAACGGUGCCGGCCACGGUAGUAAUUCAUUCGAUCGACGUGGUAUACGAAAAAGUGGCACACUAAACAAUAUCGGUGCUGUGCAUGGACGUGGCAAUGCUGUGAAUAAUGGUGGCACAUCGUCAUCAUCCAAUUCGUCGGGACGAGCGUCCGGAGUUCAGACAUUAAGAGGCCAAGAUCAUCACCAUUUGCAAAGGAAUACAUCCGGUCGAUCAUCUCAACAACACCAACAGCAACAACAACAACAACGAAAGGAUCGUCACAGGUCGUCGAUUGAACGAAGUAGCACAAGUCAUUUAGCAUCUGGCUACAGUAUGAUGGCCGAAGAUGCUUACGGUGGCGGACGUCAAUUGGAUAGUGCAAGCAAUGCCAGUAGUGAUGGUGGCAGUUGUAGUGGUGGAAGUGCUGCCGGAAUGCAGCCUACUCGAGUGUGUUACCAACCGGAGCGACCGCAUUUUAAGCAAAUGCAUCGACAGCAUGAUAUUAACGGCGGAAGUUCGGAUGCACAGAAUAGUGGCGACUCGGCGACUAGUGGAAGUAUGCUGGUAGCUGAACACGGUUUUGUUCGAUUUCGUGCAUUAGAUGAUAUGGGAAUUAUGAAGCAUAGUCCGGGCAUAGCACAACAGCAACAUCCUAACGCGCCAUUCCAAACAACGGGACGUAGCAAAGAACGUGCAUUCACCAAUUCUUAGUACAAUUACUAGAAAACAAUUGGUAUCGACAAUGGUUGUACAUAGUUGCACAUAGGUAAAGUAUUUAAUCCAGCUAGCUAACGUUAAACAAAA
Bradysia coprophila is the source of this 5091-nucleotide messenger RNA. RefSeq lists its product as uncharacterized. The record is from RefSeq and is a predicted model, not a curated record. Lineage: Eukaryota; Metazoa; Arthropoda; Insecta; Diptera; Sciaridae.